Molecule: messenger RNA, 342 nt
Organism: Entrophospora sp. SA101
Lineage: Eukaryota; Fungi; Glomeromycota; Glomeromycetes; Entrophosporales; Entrophosporaceae
Source: the annotation of a GenBank genome assembly
AUGAGAGCAGAAGUUAAAGAAGUGAUUGAAAUUCUUGGUGGAUCUGUUGGAUAUACAAAAAGAGAAACACCUGAUAAUAUUCGAGAUAACAACCAAGGAAUAGCAACUAUUGACUGGCCGGCGAAUUCGCCAGACCUGAACCCGAUAGAGAACAUUUGGAAGUUGUUAAAUGAUAAUAUCCAAAAGCAUGAAGACUUUCCGAGAACUGUGAACGAACUUAAAAUUGCAUUGAGAGAGGAGUGUGAAAAUUUGGAUCGCUCUGUUUUCGAGGAGGUUGUUACCUCAAUACCAAAAAGAAUCGAUGCGGUAUUAAGAGCAAAUGGUGGGCCGACAAAGUAUUAG